GUGGUCCGCCGGCGCCCCCCGCGACGGGGGCUCCGGCCGCCGCGAUGCAGGUGCUGCGGGUGGUCCGGCGCGACGAGCCCCUCGCGUCGGUGCGCCCGGCGUUUGAUCACCGCCCCGACGCCGCUCCGGGGCGGGCCCGCCAGCAGGCGGGCGCAGGCGAAGAGCAGAAGGAG
Molecule: messenger RNA, 173 nt
Organism: Prorocentrum cordatum
Lineage: Eukaryota; Dinophyceae; Prorocentrales; Prorocentraceae
Source: the annotation of a GenBank genome assembly